AUGGCUUCGAGAUUGGGAUCGCAGAAAAAGAUUCUACUGCUGGUUGAUAAUUGCCCGGCGCAUCCUAAUGUUACAGAUUUGAAAUCUAUAACACUUGCUUUCCUACCACCCAACACAACAUCAGUCUUGCAGCCAAUGGAUCAAGGAAUAAUAAGGUCUCUUAAAUGCAAUUUCAGAAAAAAUCUUGUGCUUAAAAUGAUUAAUGGCCUUGAUUGUAAUCAAAACAGUCCUAUGAAAAUAACAAUUCUUGAUGCAAUUGUUAUGAUUAAUGAUGCCUGGAAUAAGAUCUCACAAAGUACGAUUUACAACUGUUUCAAACAUGCAGGACUCAUUGAAACCUAUGACGAUUUACCAGUCCGAGAAAUAGAAGAAAACGAAUUUGAUGAUGAAGAUGAUUUACCCUUAUCUUUGUGGGUACGAAAUCUAAAUUCAGAUUUGUUACCAGCACCGGAAGUAUGA
Messenger RNA from Harmonia axyridis, 459 nucleotides. Its product is annotated as jerky protein homolog-like. The coding region runs from base 1 to 459 and encodes 152 amino acids. Gene Ontology annotation, cellular component: nucleus. The record is from RefSeq and is a predicted model, not a curated record. Gene Ontology annotation, molecular function: DNA binding. The transcript has a single exon. Lineage: Eukaryota; Metazoa; Arthropoda; Insecta; Coleoptera; Coccinellidae.